Messenger RNA from Halichondria panicea, 1310 nucleotides. Its product is annotated as WD repeat-containing protein 73-like. Gene Ontology annotation, molecular function: protein binding. The transcript has 8 exons. The record is from RefSeq and is a predicted model, not a curated record. NCBI's taxonomy places the organism in Eukaryota, Metazoa, Porifera, Demospongiae, Suberitida, Halichondriidae. Gene Ontology annotation, biological process: cytoplasmic microtubule organization. Gene Ontology annotation, cellular component: spindle pole; cytosol. Bases 86 to 1258 code for a protein of 390 amino acids.
CUCUGUACUGGACUGGUGGGCUGAUAUUGGAAGGAAGUAACUGAUUUCUCCUCUUACUCAGAAGUUUGUCUCACAGACAGUGGACAUGAACGGUAGCCGUACUGGGCAAGACGAUGACUGGCUGGUUCGCUCUAUGAGCAGGUAUGAGAACCUCUACAUGUUUGAGCUUCCACAACCCACAAAAUGCAUCGAAUGGUCUCAGCUAGGAACAGCUAUAUGUGUUGCUGGGUGCGUGGCGACCACUGAGACAACCUCCACUGAGAUUACACAGUUAGCAUUACCAGAGAAACUGCUCCCCUCUAAAGAUGAGACACACUGGGCCAAACGUGACUUCAGGCUUAUCAAUGGCGCUCUGAGCAGGACCCCCAUCACUUCACUCAAGCAUUUACUCAGUACAGACACGUUAGCCUCUUCUGGUGGAGAGUCUGUCAUUACCCUGUGGAGAGCAGAUCAACUAGACACUGAUUGUUUGAAGGAGACUGGCAAACUGCAGCUCACUCUUCCACCCUCCCUCUCAAGCAAGGACACCUCUCACACAUUUAUUGAUAUCUCAAUACAGUGUCCCAAUAUCCUGCUAACUGCUCUCUCUUCCAGUCUCUGUACAGUACAGACACUGGACAUGGCCACUGCAAAACCUGUGUUCAUGUUAGAGGGGGCUGAUGAGGCACUCCAUGGACUAGCGUUUGUCCCUAACUCAGAUGAGGUGUUUAUGACAUGCAGUGGAGAGAAUGGAAGACUACAAAUGUGGGACUCUCGAAAUAAAGUGCUGGAACAAAGUACAGUCAAAUCGAGUGGCUCAAAUUCUACUGCUGUGAUGUCCUUUAGCUUUGCAGCUAGCAAUGAUGCUCAUCCCAAGCUGGCCCUGUUAUGUGGAGACUCAGGAGAGGUGACACUGUACGAUAUAAGAGAUUGCAAGGAACCAUUUGCCCGGUGUAUGGUGAAGAGCAGUGAGAGUGUGAGGGGGUGGUUCAGGAAGACACAACAGACGCCCUGUAUCAAGUUUUCAGAAGGUAACUCUAAUCUGGUGUCAGUGUCUGGAUGCACUACUGGUGUCAGUGUCUACGACAUCUCUAAGUGGACUACAAAUGGUCAAGUGGCUACACCAAUAUUCACCCAUACUGGCCACGAGGACGACUCUGCCGCUGCCCAGGUGUUCGUCCACAGUUGGCAGCCGGACAGAAUGUCAACUAUCCUCUCAGCUGAUUCAGACGGUAGUCUGCAUGCAUGGCAGUGGAAGGACCUUGAUAGCUGUUUGUGAUUUUUUGUGAAAAAUAUUAUUAUUGAUGAUGUCAAAUGCAAAAAUGACCCCA